Molecule: messenger RNA, 368 nt
Organism: Staurois parvus
Lineage: Eukaryota; Metazoa; Chordata; Amphibia; Anura; Ranidae
Source: the annotation of a GenBank genome assembly
UGUCCCUCGGACACAGAGGAUCACCGAUCAUGAAAAGAGCCGAAGAUGUCGGCUCGGUCAUGUGAUCAGCUGUGUCCAAUCACAGCUGAUCACAUGGCACUGAUGAUCAGUGUGCCCUGGUGAUCAGUGUGCCCUGAUGAUCAGUGUAGCCCCAGCAGUGCCAUCUGUCGGUGUCCAUAAGUGCCAUGUGUCAGUGCUCAUCAGUGCCUUGUGCCAGUGCCCAUCAGUGCCACAUCAAUGCCACAUAUCAGUGCCUACCAGUGCACAUCAAUACCACAUAUCAGUGCAUAUCUGAGCUGCCUUUCAGUGCCAGUCAGUGACACCUAUCAAUGCCAAUCAGUGCCACCUAUCAGCGCUGCCAAUCAGUG